Molecule: messenger RNA, 3829 nt
Organism: Aplysia californica (California sea hare)
Lineage: Eukaryota; Metazoa; Mollusca; Gastropoda; Aplysiida; Aplysiidae
Exons: 3
Coding region: 145-2901 (918 amino acids)
Source: RefSeq, a predicted model, not a curated record
UCCAAAAUAAGUUGUGCCAACAAUGGUGGAUGGAUGGACGAAUAGCUUGGUUUUGUAAACCUCCAUUAGUUCUGAGACGUUUUCAAACAUUCUGAUCGUUUGAACACUUCCGUCAAAAUAAACUGUGUCUUGACAAAAAAAACUAUGGCACUGCGAAUGGAGCCAGGUCAAGUGUACAACUCGUGGCUGGAAUUCAAGCAAGCCCUUGAGGAGCACUGCAAUGAGCACAAAGUCUUGUUUAACAUUGGUCACGCCAAAACUGUGGAACAGGCAAACUCUCUUUUGAAGAAACCCCCGUUCUUUCACGACCGUCUGAAGUAUGCAUCAUGCACACUGCGAUGUAAACACUUCGGAUCCUACACAAGUCUCAGUGCUGGGUUGAGACCAAAGCAAAGGAGCUACAAGAUUGACUGCAAGGCUUUUGUCAGUGUCAGCGCGUGCCGCAAGGAGGGCUACUUGAUUGUCCGUGACUCUUGUCAUCUGCACUCACACCCAUGCACCGAAGAAAUCUACAACUCGUACCCGGAGGUGCGAAGGAUGAGCAAAGACGAGAAGAAGAUGGUGGGUACUCUAAUGGAGAUGGGCGUUCCUGUGGCACAGAUCAAGACUGCAAUUGGAAGAAGUGUGACACCGAAGGACUUGCACAACGCUCGCUCGCACAUGAAGCGAGUCCGGAUGGGACUGGACAGGGAAGAACCUAGGACGGGGCCCCGUAAGCGCCGGACGUACUCGGAGAUGCAAGGGGACCAUCAGGUGGUCGGUGAGAUUCUCUCGGGUGGGGAGGAGGUAGAAGAGGACAUGGAGGGAAUUUCUUCUACUCCCGAGAAAAAGGUCAAGACGGAGAGUGAACAGGAAGAGAAGGGAACGGAGGAGGUGACCGAAUCGGCAGGUUUUUCCAUGAUGGUGGAGGGGAUGGGCGACCAGUUGGGGGCUACAGACAAUGGUUUGAGCGUGGUUGAGUCGUCUCAGGCGGGCUCCGAGAGAGAGGUGACCUCUAGCGUGGAGGAUACUAGUGGACUAUCCGGCCUCCUGGCAGCGGCGGGGCUCAGCUCAGACUCGGUGGUGCUCACCGUCAAUCAGGGGUCAAAGUCUGAGGUGUCGGAGGAAACAGAAAAAAGAGAGAACCAGCCCAAGAACUCGUACACGGUCACUAUCUCUCUACCCGAGGGGGACGUUACGCACACAGGGACUGACUUACAAGAGCUGCUGAAAGGUCUUCCGCUAAAUAAAAUCGGGCCGACCGCCAAAGCAGAUUCCUCUUCCCCUCUCCCAGCUGAGGUGAAGACAGAAGUGCCGAGAGGAGCAGACAGCGCGGGUAAAAGCUGCUCAAAGUGCGAGUCGUACAUGUCGCCUCUGGAUGGGCACAGCCUGUGUCUACAGUGUCUGGGGCCGGACCACCUGCUCAUGAAGGAGUGCGUCCACUGCGCAUCCAUGAGACCCGAGCAGCUGUCCAUUCGCAGAAAGCAGCUGGUACGACAGCGCAUGAAAGCCCUGAAGGCUCUGCAGGACAAGAGGAUGCGCCAGUCUUUGCUACAGUCGGACUCGGACGACAGCAGUGUGGCACCUAUCAUCUUGAGGAAAAGUAAGAGGGGUCGGAAGCCCAAGAACUAUGGGCCGGAUAUCGCCGUGGAAAGUGCGUUUGUGAGGGGGUAUACGUCUGCCAGAGACAAAGAGGGUGACAGAGUUCGCCCCAAAAGUGAGCCGUUCGAUGAGUAUGAAUUGAACCCCUUUGAGCAGCAAGACAAUGUAGCUGAUUAUGCUGAGGAGAAUAAGUCCAGGUCUGCGUCAUCUAACAGUCAGCGGUUUGAUCACUUGCUGGGACAGACGGCUGUGCUCGACGACGUCAUUUUGGAGGAAAGUGGUCAGGGCUCUCUGCUCUAUGUGCCAGGUCCAAGCGCUUGUGACGAAUUUGCCAGAGUGACAGCGCUCCAGAACCCCCCAGCUACCCUAACCUCUCUCUACGGCAAGUACUCUCUUCACCAAAGCUUUGAGUCGGAGUACUGCAGUGAUCCGCCUGCCCUCAGCAAUGUGUCUGAUCCGGGGGUCAAAGCCAUGGGCUCUGGUUUGCGCAAGCUGGCGAAGAAUGCAGCUGUCCAGACCAGGCUGGCUGUGUAUGACCAAGUCUUCACACGUCUAGGGGUGGGUAUGGCAGAUGAAGCCCUGUCUAUUCUCGGCGAGCUCUACGGUAAAGUCACUCACGUGACCGAGAUCUCUCAGGAAGACCUGACCAACGACCUUCAAACAGCUCUUGAUACCAUACAAGCACUCAAAGACGUGUUGGAGGAACUUGGCAUCAUGUCCUCCGACGCCAUCAGCACUGCAGCCCACCAACGAAGUCUGUCGAUCGGCUCUCUCAACAUAGCAAAGAAGUCACUCCAGCAACAAGCAGAUGCUUCAGAAGUCUCAAACCGCCGGCGGAAGUUCCAACCGUUCUCGCGUCCCAAAAUAGCCCCAGUGAUCAUAAAAACACCCGAGCCCGCGCCAACUCCCCCACCACCCGUGCAGUCUUCAUCCUCGUCCUCAUCUUGCGCGACGAGCUCCCUGCCUGCCCUGUCCAUCCCGAGCCAAUACAUGAAGCACCUGGUGGUCAACGUCUCUGCCGACAACGACCUUGCCCUCAUCCCGUCCUCCACCGCCCAGGAAGUGACGUCCGAGCCCCAGCCAGACCCGAGCCCGGCGUUCAUCAGCGUGUCCAGCAAGGAGUACUCGGUGGCGCCGCUGACGGUCAGCUCGGAGCUCCUACAGAGCCUGCAGGGCGGCAAAGAGGGCGUGAUUGAGCUGCACGUCAUGAAGGAGGAUGCCGCGGGGAUGCUCACGGCAGGAGACACCAUUGAGGAGGUGAUACACACGCAGUCCGAGGAGGUCCUCGAUGCCUCCGGGGCAUACCAGCUCAACAGUUGAUGAGAGGUCACCCUUUAGUUUAUCGAGGAGGUGAUACAUACGCAGUCCGAAGAAGUCCUAGAUGCCUCCAAGGCCAGCCAGCUCAACAGUUGAGGAGACGUCACCCCUUAGUUUAUCGAGGAGGUGAUACACACGCAGUCCGAGGAAGUCCUCGAAGCCUCCGGCCAUACCAGCUCAACAGUUGAUGAGACGUCACCCUUUAGUCCUUUGAAGAUGUGAUAAUCACACCACAGUACAUGAAGGAGACUUUUGAGACAAUGUCAUGCCACACCAGCUCAUUAGUCAAUGCUUCGUCACCCGGCCCCUUGUAUUUUGGAGAGGUGAAUCAAAAUAAUCUAGUCUACCACGGAUGCCCUUGGUGUAACCAGGGGGUGACCACUCAAAAGUUGAUACAAUAUCUCCUUAUAUUCUUUUGACCCGUUCUUCAGUGAAGUGGUUAGACUUUUUUGCCCUGCAUUCACUAGACAUGAGUUUGUUUCCAAGAUGGUUUAUUGUAAGAAUAUUUCAUUGAAUGAUUGAUUGAAGUUCUCUGCUGGUCAGCUGCCAAGAUUAUUGAGAUGUACCCCACAUAGUCUGGUUAGCUUGGACAGGUGGAACUGAAGUAGCCUGUCUCGUAAAUGAUCUUAUCUGUUUCAAUGGGAUCUCAGAACAGUUUCUCUCUUUUGACCUAGUAGGCCCUACUAGUACUAGUACAGUUGAGGUUAAGGACCAGAGUCUUCCUUUUCCUCAGUGAAUUGACUGCCAAGUAUACAAGUGUCUCUUAUACUUAUUUAACUUAUACUGCUUAAAUCUAAUCAAACUUUUUGGCAUUUUCAAAAAGGCAUGAACCGGUACCAUAUAUAUGCUGCUAUUCAUUUCAUGUUGCAAUAUUUUGUUACAUUCAUGGAAGAGUGUUACAUAAAUUAAAAACUCAAGUAGACAUAUUCAA